This is a messenger RNA of Acanthosepion pharaonis, 621 nucleotides long. NCBI's taxonomy places the organism in Eukaryota, Metazoa, Mollusca, Cephalopoda, Sepiida, Sepiidae. The record is from the annotation of a GenBank genome assembly.
AUGUUGCUUUAUUCUCUUCUUUCUUCUUCAUUUCAUUCUUCUUCCAAUAUUAAUGGCUUCCGUUUUUCUUUUUUUCUUUUCUUUCUUAUUUUCUGUAUUUUAUUUGCUUCUAAUUCUUUUUUGUUUUUCUUCUUACAAUAUUUCCAUCGUUCUUUCUUGUGUCAUGCUUCCGCCUUUUGCCUAUACAUAUUCAAUCGUAUUUCUUUUCCCCUAUAUCCAUCGCCUCUAUUUCUCUUUGCUUUCUUAUUUAUUUUCUUCCUUUCUAUCGCCUCUUCUUUCUUUCUUUCUUUCUUUCUUUCUGUUGUCACUACUGCUGUUCUUUUUCUUCUUCAUUUUCUUCUUGCAAAAUUUCACACAUUUUUUUCCUGCUUAGGUCAUUCUUCUGUCUUCUCUCUUGCUGAUGUAUUUUCAUCCUCUUUCUUUUUCUUCUUCAUUCUAUUCUUCUUUCAAUAUUCAUGGGCAAAAUUAUUAGGCGUCUUUGCUUUCUUUCUUGUUUUCCUUCUUCUUCUUCUUCUUCUUCUUCUUCUUUUUACUUCUUUCUUUCUUUCUUACCUUUUUUAUCAGCUAAUCCCCCCACCAUCACCCACCACUAACUCCUGUCUUUUUUCCGACAAAUGUUGA